GUUAGCGUGGAGCCGGAGGAGCUGCUCGGGGAGCAGCCUGGGAACCCGGCGGUGCCUGCCAGCCUGUGGGGGCCAGCGCCUUCUAACCCGGGUGCUCUCUGGCUCUCGGAGCCCUCCGCCAAGAUCUCAAGGAGUGGAAGAAUAAUACCUGAGAAAGAAUACCGGCUAAAUGCUAUGAGGAGGGAGCACCAAAGAUACGUACAGCAGUGCCUGGCUCAGGCCAUAUUUCAUAAGGUCCUUGACAUGGAGCGUCAUCAUCAUCUGGAAAUAAAAAGGAAACUUGAAACUCCUAUGAGGAAGGAGAGGCUGCAGAAAAUCAAGGUGGAGCAAUCCAGAAGAUCAGUGGAAGAUGCCAGCUCUAUGCGCUCCCCACAUCCGCCACUUGGGCCAAGAAAUCAUUAUGGGCUCCACCCUGUAGUGGCUGGAGAACCGUCUGCUUGCUCACAACUGAUUGAAGACAGACUUUCAGUCUUGAAUGACCUUAUCCUCUCCAUACAGCAGGCACCUGGACCUGUAGUUGAUUAUAAUGGUGGACAUCCUUCUCAUCAACACCGAUCCAAGGAGCCUGCCUUUUCUAAGAUGACUUCCUGGCGACCAAAUACAGCGCCAGGAAACAUGCAACACCCAUUUCGACUCCGACCACUUCGCAGCUGUGCUGGAGUAGGGUCUGUACCAAAGACUUCAAGCUCUAAACAAAAGCACCACGCACUUGAACAUGAUCAGCAGUUUGCCAGUGGGGGGGAGAGGAGUGGGUUAAGACUUAUGAAUUCAAUGGAGUAUGUGACUGGUAUAUCCCCGUAUCAACUCCCCGUCAUUAACAAUUAUGUGAUACCAGUGCCACCUCCCCCCCUGAAAAAAGGAGACAAGAGCAUAAAUACAAUGAGAAGUGGGAUGCCCAGAGGGAGACGAUUUCAUCCCACCACUGCACCAAAUGAUGUAGAGCAACUUUUAACAAAGAAUUCUGGAGGAUUCCCCAAGCCCUCGUUACGCAGCAACGCAUUUGUUACCAUGGUCUUUCUAGGAAAAAAUGUGCAUUUAUCUCACGAUAACGCUGAUUACAGAGAUGAAAUCAAAGUCUAUCAGCAGCAUUGUGGAGGAGAAAACCUUUGUGUCUACAAAGGCAAGCUACUGGAAGGAGAGACCUUUCAGUUCGUCUCAAAGAGGCACCAUGGUUUCCCAUUCAGCCUCACCUUUUUUCUCAAUGGGAUGCAAGUGGACAGGUUGAGCUGUUGCUGUGAGUACAAACAUCAGAAGCGUUCCAGGCUGGGAGGCAGACAUGGAUACUUCGGCUUUCUCAAUGUGGAGGGUGCAUCUCCUUGCUACAGGUGCAUUAUUGCAAUGGGUCUGGACAAAAAGCCAUCCCUUCCCAAGAGAAAGAUGGAGGACCAUGAGGAAAAGCAUGUGGGUUCCUGGAGAGAUGGAGUGCACAGUAAGCCAAGUAAAAACAGCGUUGAGCAGAAAUCAGGCAAAGAUUCAGUGUUAAUCAUCUUACCAAGUCAUGAAGCGAGUGUGGAAACUGUUGAGGAUGAAAUGGAGACCAGACAGGAGUACAGAAAAGAAGAAAGGAAAAAACUAUCUGAUCGUGAGAGUGAAGAUAGUCAGGAAGACACCGGUAAAAAUGGUACAGUGUUCCAAAACACCCGCAGGGGAUGA
Molecule: messenger RNA, 1653 nt
Organism: Phaethon lepturus (White-tailed tropicbird)
Lineage: Eukaryota; Metazoa; Chordata; Aves; Phaethontiformes; Phaethontidae
Gene: ERICH3
Product: glutamate-rich 3
Exons: 10
Source: RefSeq, a predicted model, not a curated record